AUAUACUGGCCCAAAUCAAUUAGCAAGCGAACUUUUGUAAUUAUUUCAAUGUCGGUGGUUACAUUUCAUUUUUGUUAUCCUACCACCGCAUGUCCACGGCGACCACCACUUUGCAGAUCGCCGGCAGGGUCCAUUUGGCACACCCUCAGCCGAAGUCUCCUUCCAAUUCCCAAUUAAUCACUGAAGCGUAAACUCGAUGCGUUGAAUCCGCAGGAUAACAAGAGCAGAGUUGUUGAAUCUUAACCAUGAGGAGAGCUGGCUUCCACAGACAGCAUGGGAGGCACACUGGAGGCUCAGGAAUGAAAGGAAUGAUUGUGAAGUUAUCUCUUGCUGCUGUAGUGCUCUUGAUCUGCACGCUCUCCUUGUUCUUCUCUUCAACGGGAACUUCGAAUGUUCAAUCCAGCUAUCGCUCCGAGAUCCAUGUAGAAGAGCUCUGGAGCAACGCUGAUUCCGGCGGUUGGCGCCCAUCGUCUGCUCCGCGAACUCAUUGGCCUCCUCCUCCGAAUGAGAGCAAUGGCUACUUGCGCGUUCGAUGUAACGGUGGACUGAAUCAACAGCGUAGUGCGAUCUCCAAUGCUGUUCUUGCUGCACGGAUCAUGAAUGCUACGCUAGUGCUACCCGAGUUGGACGCGAACUCUUUUUGGCAUGACGACAGUGGCUUCCAUGGUAUUUAUGAUGUUGAGCAUUUUAUCAAAACACUGAGGUAUGAUGUUAAAAUUGUGGAAAGCAUUCCAGAAAAUCAGAAAAGUGGCAAAAAAAAGAAAAUAAAGGCUUUUCAGCUUCGUCCUCCUAGAGAUGCUCCUAUAAGUUGGUAUACUAAUGAUGCUUUGAAGAAGAUGAAGGAACAUGGGGCAAUCUAUCUUACUCCCUUUUCACAUCGCUUAGCUGAAGAAAUUGACUAUCCUGAGUACCAAAGAUUGAGGUGUAGAGUCAACUAUCAUGCUUUAAGAUUCAAGCCACAUAUCAUGAAGCUAAGUCAAUCAAUUGUUGAUAAGCUUCGAACACAAGGUCCCUUUAUGUCUAUACAUCUUCGGUUUGAGAUGGACAUGUUGGCAUUUGCUGGAUGCUUUGAUAUAUUUACGCCCCAGGAGCAAAAGAUUUUGAAAAAGUAUCGAGAAGAAAAUUUUGCACCUAAAAGACUUGUCUAUAAUGAAAGAAGGGCUAUUGGGAAAUGUCCGUUGACUCCGGAGGAGGUUGGUCUUAUUCUGCGUGCAUUGGGUUUUGACAAUUCGACUAGGAUAUAUCUUGCAGCUGGUGAAUUGUUUGGAGGGGAACGAUUUAUGAAACCAUUUCGAAGUUUGUUCCCUCGACUCGAGAAUCAUUCUUCUGUGGAACACUCUGAAGAGCUUGCUGAAAACACUAGGGGAUUGGCUGGUUCUGCUGUGGAUUACAUGGUCUGUCUUCUUUCUGACAUUUUCAUGCCAACUUAUGAUGGCCCUAGCAACUUUGCCAACAAUCUCCUUGGACAUCGUCUAUAUUAUGGCUUCCGUACUACAAUCCGACCUGAUAGAAAAUCUCUUGCCCCAAUCUUCAUCGAUAAGGAGAAUGGGCGGACAGCUGGUUUUGAUGAAGCUAUUAGGAAGGUCAUGCUCAAAACAAACUUUGGAGAACCUCAUAAGCGUGUUUCUCCAGAGUCUUUCUAUACUAAUUCUUGGCCUGAAUGCUUCUGCCAAACAUCUGCAAAGAACCCCGCAGACAAAUGUCCCCCAAAUGACAUUUUAAAUAUUAUGAAUGACGAAUUAGAGAAAACUGAGACACACGCUAAUUCUACAAUAUCUUGAACCUAGGUUGUGGCAUUGGAUUAAUGGUUCUUUAACUCCGAAGUAAUGAACUUCUGUGGGCCUAGGGGAACAAGAAUGAAGUUCUAUUACUGGAACUCCAGAUUUGCAGGUGAUCAUUUUUGUCUCAUACUAUUUAUUCUACCGAGGGAAUGAUGUAGUUAAACAAGAGAGUCCAAUAUGCUGAUUCGAAUAGUUACAUUCUUUAGCUUCUUGUAGACUAUAGGAGGAAGAUCCCACUGAUGGUUAAAGAGAUGGCUAUGUUACCGGGCUUUACUUAGGGAAAAGAAAUCAAAUUAUAAAUGUAUUUGUUCACUUCUCAGCCUGAGAAAGGUACUUCAAAGUUACCUAGGGAAUGAUGAAAACUCUGGCAAAUUUAUGUUAGAUAUUUGGAGUGCUGGAAAAAUAAAAAUGUGUUAAAUUUAUGGUUUUA
This is a messenger RNA of Vigna angularis (adzuki bean), 2211 nucleotides long. RefSeq names its product O-fucosyltransferase 1. The record is from RefSeq and is a predicted model, not a curated record. Lineage: Eukaryota; Viridiplantae; Streptophyta; Magnoliopsida; Fabales; Fabaceae. Bases 246 to 1781 code for a protein of 511 amino acids. The transcript has 9 exons. Gene Ontology annotation, cellular component: trans-Golgi network; cytoplasm; endosome.